Molecule: messenger RNA, 1562 nt
Organism: Lathyrus oleraceus (garden pea)
Lineage: Eukaryota; Viridiplantae; Streptophyta; Magnoliopsida; Fabales; Fabaceae
Product: F-box/kelch-repeat protein At3g23880
Exons: 1
Coding region: 62-1255 (397 amino acids)
Molecular function (GO): protein binding
Source: RefSeq, a predicted model, not a curated record
CAAGGAAAUAGGACCAAAUUUAAUUAAUGGUCCACUCACAUUGUUAUAAAUAAUAAACAUUAUGCGAUUUACAAUGCAACUAAUAAGAAGAAAAAAAAUGAAGCAUCAACGCCACGCACGGUGUGCUGCUACUAGUUAUACGUCAACCGUAGACGAAACCCUAACUUCAUCACUUCCCACACUUCCUUUGGAUCUGGUUGUUGAAAUACUGUCUAGAUUACCGGUAAAGUUUCUUCUUCAAUCUCGAUCUGUAUGCAAGUUAUGGAAUUCUCUUAUUUCCGAUUCCAAAUUCUCUUACAAACACCUUGGCCUCUCAACCACUCACAGAAUCAACUCUGUCUACUACUCCUAUUCUCGAUGCAGGUAUAUUUUCGAGUCUUACACACUCGACUCUAUUUUCUCUAACAUAUACACCAAUGUCAGGCAGGUUGAGUUUGCUCCGAGCGGUUUUGAAGAAGAUUGUCGUCCAUAUUGUGCCAAUUCCAUUGUUGCAUCUUGCAAUGGCAUCCUUUGUCUUGCUCUCUUUGAUAGUAUUUGUUUUGUUAUAAUGUGGAACCCUUCCAUUAGAAAAUUCAACGAGUUGCCCUAUAUUGAAAACCCAAAAGUUCCUUAUUUUACUUCCUAUGGCUUUGGCUAUGAUCUUGUUAGUAAUGUUUACAAGGUAGUGGUUGUUUUUUGGUGUUCUGGUGUCAAAACUGUGGUGAAGAUUCAUACUCUUGGUACAGACUUUUGGAAAAGUGUGGAAGCCUUUCCGUUUCGUUGCGUCCCUCUCGGGCGAUCAGGGAUAUUUGUUAGUGGUACAAUUAAUUGGUUGCCUCUUAAGGAUGGGAGAGUGAGAUCUUUUGUUGUUUCUUUUGAUUUGAGAACGGAGUCUUAUCGGAGGAUUUUACAGCCCGAUUACGGAAAGUUAAAGCCGGAUGCAGAGCAGUUAUCAUUAGGUGUGUUGAGAGAUUGCUUGUGUUUAGUUUCUCAUCAUGAUGUUUGGAUUAUGAAGGAAUUUGGAAACAAAGAGUCUUGGACUAAGUUGUUCACUAAUUCUUAUGACUCUUGUUAUUACUUGACUAAGGCAAUAUAUAUGUUUGAGGAUGAUCAAGUUUUGCUUGAAGCUUCUUAUAGUGGGGUCAAAAAGUUGAUUCUUCGUGAUCCCAAAAAAAUUGAAACUAUUAAGUUUAUUAAUUUUAAAAACGAGAGGACUCUUGAUUCAAGUCCGGAAGUCUGUGUUGAAAGUUUGAUAUCACCUAGCGGGGCGGGAUGAAGAUUUAUUUCUAUCAUUGGAAGUUUUAGGACGGAAAAAGACAAAUUCUUUAUCCGGUCAAAAGGAAGAAAUACGGCUGAUUCAUGUGAUUUAAAUACAAUCUGUGUUGAUUUAUUUUUUAGUUUUUGGAUAAGUAGUUACUUAUGGAUAUUGUUAAUUCAUGAUCAAUCAAAUCUGAAGUUUGAGAAAUCGUAGGUUAUUUAUUGGUAGAGUUUAGUUUGCCAUUUCUCUAAUUUUUGUUGUAGUGUCUCUGUUGAAAUGUCUAAACUGCAAACAUUUCAUAAUACAUGCUUCAAAUCUUUCACAA